Molecule: messenger RNA, 393 nt
Organism: Hibiscus syriacus
Lineage: Eukaryota; Viridiplantae; Streptophyta; Magnoliopsida; Malvales; Malvaceae
Product: transmembrane emp24 domain-containing protein p24beta3-like
Exons: 3
Coding region: 1-393 (130 amino acids)
Biological process (GO): Golgi organization; intracellular protein transport; endoplasmic reticulum to Golgi vesicle-mediated transport
Cellular component (GO): COPII-coated ER to Golgi transport vesicle; endoplasmic reticulum-Golgi intermediate compartment; Golgi apparatus
Source: RefSeq, a predicted model, not a curated record
AUGAAUGGCGGCAGGCGAGGUGACAACGGCGGUCGGAUUCUGGAGAAUCCACUUACACAAUGUAAAACUCUUUCGGUGACCGUAAACGACGUCGAAUGUGUGUACGAGUAUGUGAUUUAUGAAGGAGACACGAUUUCCGGCAACUUUGUCGUCGUUGUCCACGACAUUUUCUGGGGCUCCGACCACCCUGGCAUUGAUUUCACUGUGACUUCUCCUGGGGGAAAUACGGUUCACAGUUUGAAGGGGACAUCUGGGGACAAGUUCGAAUUCAAGGCCACACGAAGCGGAAUGUACAAAUUUUGUUUUCACAAUCCCUACUCUACACCGGAGAGUGUUUCUUUCUAUAUUCAAUUUCUUUGUUAUCUUGCCGUUGUUAUUGGCUUUCAACUUUGA